CGACUUGGGAACGAGUGUAUUCACCAUGAACAACCUGUUCAACCGUAACAAGACUUUCCGACCGCAAAAGAGCCACAGCCACGGUACCAAGCGCUAUGAUCUGCACAAGCACGCUCAAGCCACACUGGGAAAUGGCGAUAUGAGGAAUGCUGUUGCGCUACCUGAAGGAGAAGACUUGAACGAGUGGCUUGCUGUCCACACAGUGGACUUCUUCAACGAGAUCAGCAUCGUGUAUGGUACAAUCCUCGAGUUUUGCACGUGCGAAUCAUGUCCAGAGAUGCGAGCUGGGCCCAAGUUCGAGUAUUUGUGGAAGGACAACAAAGAGUACAAGACGCCAGCGAAACUCGCGGCCCCCGAGUACAUCGACAUGCUCAUGACGUGGGUGGAGGAGUUGCUGAGUGACGAGACGCUCUUCCCAACGCGUGAAGGAGUUCCCUAUUGUCGCGGCUUCCAGUCUGUGAGUCUACGCACACGUAUACUACUCGCACUUUGA
Molecule: messenger RNA, 493 nt
Organism: Phytophthora nicotianae INRA-310
Lineage: Eukaryota; Oomycota; Peronosporomycetes; Peronosporales; Peronosporaceae
Exons: 4
Coding region: 26-493 (155 amino acids)
Biological process (GO): positive regulation of protein phosphorylation; signal transduction
Cellular component (GO): nucleus; cytoplasm
Molecular function (GO): protein kinase activator activity
Source: RefSeq, a predicted model, not a curated record